Molecule: messenger RNA, 1614 nt
Organism: Chenopodium quinoa (quinoa)
Lineage: Eukaryota; Viridiplantae; Streptophyta; Magnoliopsida; Caryophyllales; Amaranthaceae
Exons: 2
Coding region: 1-1614 (537 amino acids)
Source: RefSeq, a predicted model, not a curated record
AUGGAAAAGAUCCAGAAGCUCGAGGUCGAGUCCAAAGCAACAUUGGAAAUGCUUCAGGCCGAAUCCCAAGCAUCCUUGGAGAAGCUAUCUAAGGAACUUGAAUCUGUCAAGAGCAGCAAAAAGAAAAGGGUAAGGAUCAGUGACAUACCCCAGUUCACCUUGGUCUCCUCUGACGAAUCAGAAGGAGAAGACGAAAGAGAAGAGCCUCGAGAUAAAAAGGAUCAAUCUGGUGAAAAUCUUACCCCCAUGGCCAAGGAAGUCGUCGUUUUUAAGGCCCAGAACUGGAAAAUGAUGAAGCUCUUGACCCGGCUACCAGGUGCUCCUAGACCUGUAGCAUAUGAAUCUCACGAUGGAUUUGCUGAAUCCCCUUUUGUGGAGGAAAUUGCUAGAGUGCGUAUUCCCACAAAGUUGAGUAUCCCCUCUUUCCCAAAGCUGUACGAUGGAACCACCGACCCUCAAGAUCACGGGGCCCAGUACAAGCAGAAAAUGUGGCAAUUAUCGAUCCCGUGGGAACUUAUUGAGCCCACUAUGUGCAAGUCCUUUGGCGCUACUCUCUCAGGACCUGCACUCCAGUGGCUUAUCAAACUGAAGCCGGGAACCAUCGCCAGCUUCUCAAGUUUGGUGAAUAAAUUUUACCAGCAGUUUGCUACCAGCAGAGAGUUGGAAAAGCAAAGCAGUGACCUGCACCGGAUAGCCCAAAAGCAGAACGAAAUAACUCGGCAAUAUAUGGACAGGUUUAAUCGGGAAAUGGUCAGCAUUAAGAAUUGUGAUCAUUCAACUGCUAUUGUAGCCUUCCGCAAGGGAAAUCAAUCCUUCGGAAAUCAAACCUUCGGACCCUGGCAAAAUAGCUGGCAGCCAAGGCGCAGCAAUGUGCACAGCAUAUUUGAUCCGGCAGCAGGUGAAGGCUCCAGCAGCCCAGCAAUAGAGUACCACCCAGAUAUCAGCUCAUAUGGUUUUGAUACAGACAUAGUGGGAGUUGUGAACGCUCUAAAGGAUAUUGGGCAGCCCGUAAGUUGGCCUAGGAAGAGCGAUAAACUUGAGCACCAGAAAGACAAGUCCAGGUGGUGCGAGUAUCAUGGAGAUCAUGGGCAUAGGACUGACGAGUGCAACAAUCUUAAGAGAGAGGUGGCUUGGUUACUAAAGAGGGGUUACCUGAAAGAUUUCCUGGGAAAAAAGGGAAAAGGACCUGAGGUCAAGCGGGAAGCCCUGCCAGGUCCACCAGCUUCACCUACUCCAGGUGUCGUGAUUAGUGCAAUAUCAGGAGGAUCUAGCAUCAGCGGUCUGACGUAUUCCAAUGCAAAAAGGAUAGCAAGAGUCGGCACCUCAACCUCCAGCAUCUCCCAAACCUAUCCUACCAGAGAAGAAAAAAUGCUAGAUGAAAUGAAGGUCAUAUUUGAUGAAAGCAGGUUCAAUGAACCCGAGCACCAUAAUUGCUUGGUUAUUUCCCUCCAUGUUGGUCACUGCAAAAUGAAGAGUGUACUGGUGGAUAACGGAAGCUCAACUAACAUAAUUUUCAAAGACGCGUUAGAUCAAGUCGGCUUCAAAGAGUCGGAUAUCAUCAAGAGGUCCACAUUUCUUGUCGGGUUCAAUGGUGAACCUAUGAAUUCUCUAUGA